AAACAGCCUCCAUCUCACAGCUUUGGGAAGAUCCACAAGAGGUUCUUGCUUCAACAGUGAUUGAACGGAACUUCUUCUUCAUCCUGCACUACUGAUUAUUUUGGAGACCAGCUCCACAACAGAGUUUAUUUUUGUACCUUUUGAUAAUAAAAAGGAGAAAAAUCAGCCGAAAUGGAGUCUCAGAUCCGUCAGAACUACCACCGCGACUGCGAGGCCGCCAUCAACAGGAUGGUGAACAUGGAGUUUUACGCCUCCUACACCUACACCUCCAUGGCCUACUACUUCUCUCGGGAUGAUGUGGCCCUCGAGGGAUUCGCCCACUUCUUCAAGGAGAACAGCCACGAGGAACGAGAGCACGCUGAGAAGUUUCUGGAAUUCCAGAACAAGAGAGGUGGACGCAUUUUCCUCCAGGACAUCAAGAAACCUGAGCGUGAUGAGUGGGGAUCUGGACUGGAGGCCAUGCAGUGCGCUCUGCAGCUGGAGAAGAAGGUCAACCAGGCUCUGCUGGACCUGCACAAGCUUGCCACAGAUAAGGGUGACCCUCAUCUGUGUGACUUCCUGGAGUCACACUACCUGAACGAGCAGGUGGAGAUGAUCAAGAAGCUGGGUGACCACAUCACCAACCUCUCCAAGAUGGACGCUGGAAACAACAGGAUGGCCGAGUACCUGUUUGACAAGCACACUCUGGGGAGCAAGAGCUAAAUUAGGUCCUAGGCUUCAUCCAGAGCUUUCAGAACCUCCAUCUGAAAUCUAAAAUGUGCAAAAACACAGUCUUGAAGAGAUGGAAGAUCAAGAGUAGCUUUGUUUUACUCAGUCUUCUCUGUCCAGUUGUGAAGAUUAUGCUGGUUAUGGCUGUGGAGGAUCUGUAAACAAAUCUAAUGAAUAAACAUUUUGAGCUGAA
Molecule: messenger RNA, 901 nt
Organism: Colossoma macropomum (tambaqui)
Lineage: Eukaryota; Metazoa; Chordata; Actinopteri; Characiformes; Serrasalmidae
Product: ferritin, middle subunit-like
Exons: 4
Coding region: 172-702 (176 amino acids)
Biological process (GO): intracellular iron ion homeostasis; iron ion transport
Cellular component (GO): cytoplasm
Molecular function (GO): ferric iron binding; ferrous iron binding
Source: RefSeq, a predicted model, not a curated record